Molecule: messenger RNA, 1023 nt
Organism: Filobasidium floriforme
Lineage: Eukaryota; Fungi; Basidiomycota; Tremellomycetes; Filobasidiales; Filobasidiaceae
Product: putative Serine/threonine kinase receptor associated protein
Exons: 7
Coding region: 1-1023 (340 amino acids)
Biological process (GO): spliceosomal snRNP assembly
Cellular component (GO): SMN complex
Molecular function (GO): RNA binding; protein binding
Source: RefSeq, a predicted model, not a curated record
AUGUCGAGCGGAAAGAUCCAGCCCCUUCUCUGCAGCGGACAUACACGCCCUGUGACGCAUUUGCAAUUUUCCAACAAAUUGGACGAUGGCUCGUUCCUCCUCAUCUCGGCCUGUAAAGAUGGAAACCCCAUGCUCCGUAAUUGGCUAGGAGACUGGGUCGGAACUUUUCUCGGACACAAAGGGGCUGUCUGGAGCAGCAAGAUCUCGCUAGACACGUCUCGCGCUGCGACAGGCAGUGCGGAUUUCUCUGCCAAGGUCUGGGACACGUACAGCGGGGAAGCUUUACAUACGUUCCAACAUGCGCAUAUCGUACGGACCGUCGCGCUCAGUCCGCAGGUGACACCGCAGUACCUCUUGACCGGAGGAAACGAAAAGAAGAUCCGACUAUUCGACCUCGGCCGACCGGACGCCGAACCGCUCGUCCUCGGAGGCGACUACCCAGGCAACACCUCGUGCAAGGGUACGGUCCGCUCGCUCGUCUGGGACGAAGGUCAAGGCGGGGUCGUAGGAAUAAGCGCGGCCGAGGACGGUUUCGUCAGGUGGUGGGAUCUGAGGACGUUGAAACAGACGAGUUGCUUGGACAUGGGAGAACCGGUGAAUAGCAUGGAGAUGGUACAUGGAGGAGGGACUUUGAGCGUGACGAGUGGCAAGACGGUGCAUUUCCUCGAUAUCAUGGGACAACACCCACCCGUCUCGAUUCCCCUGCCUCACCCGGUUUCAUCGGCCUCACUUCACCCGGUCAAACGUGAUCGAUUCGUCGUCGGUUCGUCCGCUGACCCAUGGGUGAGGGUGUACGACCUGGACACGGGGAAAGAGCAGGAAGUGUACAAGGGUCAUCAUGGACCGGUGCACUGUGUCAGCUAUAGUCCAGACGGAGAGGUCUAUGGGAGCGGUUCGGAGGAUGGGACGAUUCGGCUUUGGCAGACGAGUCCGGGUACAACGUAUGGGCUGUGGCAGUCUCCACACGGCCAGCAGCAACAAGCAGGAGAAGCCAAUGGCAACGGGACCGUAUUGACGUACUGA